Messenger RNA from Diuraphis noxia (Russian wheat aphid), 797 nucleotides. Its product is annotated as 28S rRNA (cytosine-C(5))-methyltransferase. Lineage: Eukaryota; Metazoa; Arthropoda; Insecta; Hemiptera; Aphididae. The record is from RefSeq and is a predicted model, not a curated record. Gene Ontology annotation, cellular component: nucleolus. Gene Ontology annotation, molecular function: rRNA (cytosine-C5-)-methyltransferase activity; RNA binding. Gene Ontology annotation, biological process: rRNA base methylation; maturation of LSU-rRNA.
AUGCCACUGAAUUUUGUAAUUGUCAGUGGUGAAAGAGAAGAAGAAAAUGGUUUAGAAAGUUUUGAUGAAGAUGGCCUAUCAGAUGAUGAUGACUAUUUGGCAGGUACAUUGGAUGAUGUUGAUAGUUCAAAUGAAUCUGGAAUUGAAGAUACUAUUCUUAAAAAGAAAAAAACUUCCACAAAGAAAAGAAAGGCAGAAGAAAGUGAUGAUGAUUUAUUACCAAUUGAAAAAGCAGCUAAGAAAUUAAAAGCUGCAAAAAAAAAAGAAGAUGCUGAAGCCAAUGAAGAAAUGAAAAUGCAAAUUAAUGUUGCUAGUCAAGAUGUUUUUGUAUUUCCUGCCAGUGAUAAAAUUGACGAACAUAUUCCUAUACCUGAAGUAGAACAAAGAAUUAAAGAUAUUUUAUUAGUAUUGUCUAAUUUUAAUAAAUUUCGUGAAGAAAAUCGAAGCAGACAAGAAUACACUGACCUAUUACUCAAGGAUUUAUGUACUUAUUUUAGCUAUAAUACAUUUCUUAUGGAAAAAAUGAUGCAUUUAUUUCCACUUGAAGACUUAAUGUCAUUUUUAGAAGCUAGUGAAACACCUAGACCAGUAACUAUUCGAACAAAUAGUUUGAAAACCAGGAGACGUGAUCUUGCUCAGGCAUUGAUCAACCGAGGAGUGAAUUUGGAUCCUAUCGGUAAUUGGUCUAAAGUGGGACUUGUUGUAUACAAUUCUACUGUACCAAUAGGGGCAACUCCUGAAUAUUUAGCUGGACAUUAUAUGCUUCAGGUAAAAAUAUGAUAAAAAUAAUAAUGAAA